Molecule: messenger RNA, 1316 nt
Organism: Dimorphilus gyrociliatus
Lineage: Eukaryota; Metazoa; Annelida; Polychaeta; Dinophilidae
Source: the annotation of a GenBank genome assembly
UAUCGCUCAGAGAAAUAACUCUUAAACAUAUUUCUGAUAUAAUUACUAAUUUCAGAAAUAAGUUUUUGAGUCGAUUAUACCUGACGGUGAGACAAGUAACUUUCCCAUAAAUAUACAAUCCAUAGGAAAACUAUUACCGACAGAAAUAUUGUUUGUUCAGAGAAAGUUGCUUUAUCCAUCUGGAAAUGUUGCAACCAAUUACCUUCGAUUUUUAUAUAUAUAUAAGCUGUAUUUAUAAACUUCAUAAAAAGGAAUAGCUAGCUGCUCAUCUAAAUAUUUAAACUCUGAAAAUCUACCAUUUCUAUUACUAUUUCUUAAUGAUGGAAAAUUUCAUAAUCAAGAAACAGAUUAUUUGAUUAAAUGAAGUGUUCAAUAUUAACUUUGGAUUGUUGGAGAAUACUCUGGAACUAAGCUCCAAUUUCAAAUUUUUUUCAAGCAAAAUUGAGAACUAGUUGUUAGAGAGAGAGAGAGAGAGAAAGAGAAUAAUGAACGAAACAAGGAAGGAAGGAAAUAGAUAGAAUGAGUGAAAAAGAUGUUUAUUAAAAUUUCUCUAAAGAAAACAUAUUCUAUUAAAAUAUCGAAGGAAACAAAAAGCAAAAAAUCACUAAAAUGUUAUUUUGAAUUUGUUUCUAACUUUGAAACUGUUCAAAAAGUCCUAUCUUGCUUUUUGUCACGUGGUUUAAUACAAAUUGGUUUUGAUUUUACUAGCGACAUGCAUUCUGAUGAAAAGGAUAGUAACGACUUUGAUUAUUCGAAUAUAUCGACCAAUAUAGUAUAUCCAAGCGUUGCCGAACGUUACUUUACGCCGAGAUAUAAAAUAAGCGCCAAUAACGAGAAUGGGUCUGAUCAGUGCAUUCUUAUUCAUUCAAACAAACUUAGUGUGAUAACAUUGGCAAUAUCUCAUUCAUUAUAUCAUGGAAAAAAAGUAAUAAAGAAAAUUGACUUUCAAGUGGACAAAGAAACAAAUCGAUUAAGUAACAAGGUAGCCGGAAAGAAAAAGCAUGGCGCACAAAACCUUAAUGAAAAUUCUAUCCUCUGUAAGAUAAUUUGCGAAGAUGAUGAAGUUUUUACAGUAUACAGCUGUAUCAAGGGGAUGCUUGUUGAAGUUAAUGAGAAUUUGAUUGAAAAGCCGCAACUCUUAAUAGAGAAGGUAAAAGUUUAUAUGUACGAUAGAUAAAUUCUUAUGUAUUUUUAAAUUUCUAUUUAUCAUUUUCAUUAUUAAUUUAAAAUCAAUUAUGCUACUAAAUUUGGAUAGUAAGAUAAUAUCUAAUAAGGAAAUACUGUAUAUGUUACAUGUGUUAAGUUUUGAAUACUGA